AUGUUGCUGGUGAUUUAUCCAACCUCUGCAAAACCGAUCGAUGAAAGCAACUAUGCAUUCCUACUCGACCUUGCUAAAGAAUACAUGAUGUCUGAGAAAUGUGAAAACUAUCUGAUUAGUCGUUUGAGCACGCCCGAUUAUUACUAUACUACAUGUGCGUGUGGUAAUAGAAGGCCGGGGCGUCAGUAUGUGAAUAAGGGAAAUUGCUUAGAGCUUUUAGUCAUCGCCCAAAACUACGGACUCAAUAGGUUGGAAUGCGAAUGCGUCGAGAGGGCAAAGGAUAUCCAAUUCUCGGAGCUGAAGAAAGACAACAACUUCGACAAAAUCAGUGCUGCUAACUAUCGGCAGAUUGUUGAGGGUAUGUUACAAGGUCAGCCUUUCUAA
Messenger RNA from Porites lobata, 384 nucleotides. The record is from the annotation of a GenBank genome assembly. NCBI's taxonomy places the organism in Eukaryota, Metazoa, Cnidaria, Anthozoa, Scleractinia, Poritidae.